Molecule: messenger RNA, 13057 nt
Organism: Paramuricea clavata
Lineage: Eukaryota; Metazoa; Cnidaria; Anthozoa; Malacalcyonacea; Plexauridae
Source: the annotation of a GenBank genome assembly
GCCACUGAGGCAUAAUGGUCUGGGGGCCGCCGGCACUCUCCCCCGUUGUUCGUUCAAUCGUUCGAUACCGGUUGGUAAGCCACCUAUUCACCCGCCUCUGACGAUAACGUUGAGUUUCGCCGAAAUCUAGCUUAAACGUUAACAUACGGCGUUCUAGCGGCUAGCACGAGACGGACUUGACCGAUACGAGCUAGAAGAGUCGGGAAGUAUGGACUGAUGAGGCACUUUUCUUUUUCAGAAAAAUGUUAUUUGUUAUACAACAUAAUUUAAUACCCUUCGAUACAAAACAGAUCUUCUAAUUUACCGAUCAAUUGAAUUGCGACUUGUAACAUGAUUCUGUAUGAAUUUUUACUGAUUUUCAGACCACUUAAUUUGGUUGACAGCAGAAAUUUAGCCAAUUUUCUACAGUUUGGUAAUUUGUGCAGUCUUUAUGAGUUAAGCUCAAGCCAACAGGCUGCGCCGUUCCGGGCACAAGCCCGAAACCUGGGUAGUAAUUCUGCCGGGCUAUUUAUACCCGGGGAAAGGAACGCACUAACAAAGGCUAAUGUUCAUCAAUAACCGCGGGCGCAUGACUAUGGCCUAUGGUUCACCAUAGGUUGUGUCAUUGGCCGUAUUUAUAUUAGAAGACGUUUUAAAAACGUCUGGGGCCAGUUGUAUAAAAAAGUGAUUAAAGUUAACUAUAGUUAGUGGAAACGUCAUCCGAUAAGAAGCGCCUAUUUGAGAGUUAAUCACUAUUUAACUACAAAAUAGUGAUUAAAAAAGUGAUUAAGAUUUUUAUACAACCGGCCCCUGGAUAUUUUAAAAACGUCUGGACGAAUUAAACGUCCUGUGUUAAUUUCGACUAGUAUAAAUACGAGAUGAAAUCUACUAGAAAAGUAGAAAUCAAAUGAAGAUUACAAUAGGAAUACAGGAAAACCAAAUGGCCGGGAAUACCUGAGAAAUACUAGUAAUGUUACGAUUGAGGUUGGCAUAAGAUAUUUUGAUUAUAAUAACUGGUUGAUUACAUGUUUAUGAUUUUCAGUUUAUGUUCAUCCUCAAAUGAGACUGAGGAGUGUGAUUUGUAAUAUUAUACCAUGUUCUCCUUAUUUGCCGUGGUCAGAAUCAUUGCAGAACGUUAUUGUUGACAGACAUUUAUAAAAUCCAUCAUGUUCUUUGGCUCCUUGCAUUGAACACAAGUGAACAUUUUUCACUAAUUCCUCUCCAAAGUAAGAAUCAAGCCAUGAAGCAUAUACAUUCUCUUCAACUUUCUUUAUUCCAUUCUUUCUAAGUGAGCUCUUUCUUGAUAACUUCAAUAAAGUUAAAUGUGGGUUAUAUUCCCUCUUGUCAGCAAGACAAAUCCCAUCUUCUUCAAAUAUCGUUGUUACCACACUGUUAAUGGUUUUCAAACAAUCAACUUGUUCCUUCUCUUGAAGCUUUGCAAACACUAUUUCAUUUCUGAAGUUUCCAACCCCACUAAAUAUUAAUUUAUGAUCGACAGCUUGAAGACAAUCACUGAUCUCACCCUUACAUUUUUCCAAAGCAUCUUGUGCAAUCUUUAUUGUAGUUUCAUCUAAAUGCAUCACAGCCAUUGUUAUGUGGAGGGAAAUUAAAGGAAUUUGUGCUGGUUUUAAUUUUUCAUUUUCUUUCAAAACUGCAUCUUGAAAACCUUUAAUUGCAAGGUGAAUGGCAGGAUCUGAUACACGAAUGGCAACAAAGUGAUUUGGUCUUUUCUUUUUAAUUUUUAUUUCUUCAAUCUUUCCAUCUUCUUCUGAUUCACAAAUGUCAUAAUUCACCAUUUUCCUUUUUCUACUCUUACUUUUAUUUUUAUUGUCACCAAUAUUUUUUUCACUGAACAACCAUUCUAAACCAUAUGAUUCAUCUUCUUUAGAUCUUUUCACAUUCUUAUUGCCUUUCUUUGAUUUUCUUCGUCUUUUGUGAACUGUUUUUGCCUGUUCAAAUAGAGUGACAAGACCAAAAGAACUGUCACUGUCAUCUUCCCAUGAACAUUCAUCAGAAUUUUUACUUUUCCUUCCUUUCCAUUUUGUUCUUUCAUUCUUCUGUUCAUUUGCAUUACAAACUUUCAGUCGCGUCUUUCUAUCCUCUCUUUUUUCCUUAAGUUUACUUUUCACAUUUUUAACAACUUCCUCCAUGUCAAAAAGCCUGUUCAAAUCAAAACAUUCAAUAUCUGAACUCAUGCUUUGCUCAUGAUCAGAAUUAUUUCUACAUCCUGCCUGAUUCUCGUUCUUUUCAUUUCCGGUUACCCCUUUUCCUUGAUUUUGUAAAUUUAAACCAGACACGUUCAUCUCUGAGUUUGAUACAUCGAUAUUUAAACAGAACACCCCAUUGUACUGAUUGUAGCAAAAGUAUGUAUCAAUGUAUGUUUUCAAUUUAUGGUUGCAGUUCAACUGACUUUUAUAUCCUUCACUUCUCAAUGUACAGAAUACAGUACUGUCAGUACACUGCCACAAUUUCCCGGUUAGCUUUCCCUGAAAUAACUUAUAAACUUUUUUUUGCAAAUGAGACAAAAAAAUACUCGUCAUUUGUAAACUGCUUCUGUGAUUUUUGUUUAAAAAUGAUCACACCCCUCCGAAUGCACCCCUCACCCUCCCCCCUGUUUACACGGCAAAAAUCCAAUAUGGCGGAUUUAAAAGCUGACGUUGAACAGAAAGCAAGUUAUAAAAUCGAUUGUAAUGUACGAAAGGUGAGUAUUUCAUCAAAUCUAAAUAUUUUCUUCAAAAGAUCUAUGUAUAAUGGUCACAUCAGCUGAAUGUUAUUGUUCUAUUCUUUAGCGUAUUUAUGCUGACGCGACUCAGAGUACUGAAGAUUAUUAUGGCAUUCUAAUUGGUGAUACUACCGAGGGGUUGUGUGAUAUUGUUGGCUGUAUUAGAUGUACAUAUUAUGAAAAUACUACUGAGAAGAGAAGGAUAGUCAGUAAUAAACCUGACUGGGUUAAAGAAGUUUCUGAAAUCUGUACCUUAAUACCUGCAGGUAAAUUAUUUAGCAGAAUGCUCUGAUAGACCAAAUCCUUCCUUACUCCUUAGGCCACAUAAAAAAAAUAUAGUUGGUUAGCGUCCCCGCCCGCCCACAAAAAAUGCCCCGCUCAGGAUUUUUUUUUAUUUUUUAUUUAAAAAAAACUACUUUUAUUGAUCAACGGGCUCUAAUAUAUGUAGUAUUUCUGUUGACUGUAGUCAAUUGUGUUAAUAAUUUGCGAAAUUGCGUGCGAAAAUGACGGUAUGAAUCAUAUUUUGAAAUAUAUAAAAAAAUGCCUGUACUGCUCAAGAAAAUCCAGUUUCAGACCUAACAGUGAGUAAAACCAAGGCGUUAAAAAUUAGUAAAAUUUUUAAAAAAGCGCCUGCCCGCCCACUUUUUGGCAAAAGCUAAGUACGCUAACCAACUAUUUUUUUUUAUGUGGCUUAUAAGGCAGAUUGCAUUUAUUAAUAUCCGCACAGGGGGUUGAGGACACUGGAAAAUCUAGGGGAGGGGUAUAAAAAAGUCAUGGAAAAUCCAGGAGGAAGGGUGAAAAAAAUUGCAGGUGGGGGGGGGGGGGGGAUUAGAGACCAGAAUCCAGGGGAUGAUCUGCAAUCAAAUUGAAUGAAUUCCAGGGGUCACAAUUUAGGUAAUAAAAUGAUGUCAUUGCCAGAUGCAAUCUGCCAAUGUUAAGCAUACACAGUUCAAAGAUCUUGUACAUGGAUUACAAUAUGAUGUGGCAUAUAUCCAGCAUAUCACAAAGUGUUAUAAAACUUAACAAACAGGUAAGUGGUACAGUAGGUAAAUGUUUAUUAGAGACUUACUGUCCACCACAAAUGCUGGUAGGGUGUAAAAAAACAAACCUGUGGUUCUGGUUUCAUAUCACGAAAAUAUUAGGGUUGGUAGGUCGGCAAUAAUUUUUUUUUAAAUAUUUUUUUCAUGUUUUUUUUCUCAAUAAUUAGUGUGACAACAGACGCUAUUUUGGCAGCAGCCCGCAACCACCCGGAGAAAAUAGGAUCCCACGGUCAAUCACGUUGAAAAAAUAAUAGGGUCGGCAGAAAAAAAUAGGGUCGGUCGGUUGAUGAGUUAAAUCGUCUCGACAGUGAGAGUAAAAUAACACAGUAGGCCUCAUCAGGGUGCAUUGCCACUUGUAGGGUUAAAGUUUGUGCUUUUUCCAUAGGUCUAAAGAUCUGUGGUCUAUGUUUUGUGUCCAAAAAUAUACCAGUUGUGGAGUCAUCUUCAGUUGAAGAAAUAUUUUCUGGAGCUGAUGUUGAGGUAUGUUGCCAUUAUUGUUGACUGCAUGUAUAGACAUAUAGUAUACUACUACAGAUGUUUUGCUCAUGAAAUAACUGAUCAGUUAUUCCUGUGUUGUUGCCUACUUUCAAACCGAAAGAGCCUGGAUACGAGUCGAUCCCUGAAUAUUGUGAUAUUCAACAUAGACCCACAUUGACGUUGAUAAAAUCUAAAAAUUUGACGUUAAUUGGGUCAAUAUUGAUCAAGAGACAGCCCGAUUCAAAAACUUUAAAAUUUGCUAAGAAAUGUGUGGUCGUCCCGACAAUUGCACGACAACAGCGCAUGUAUGUCCGGUACAACAUUUUUAAUUCAACAUUUUGAAUGAUCAGGAAUGAAAAUAUUAUAAUAAUAUGUGAAUCAAUCAAUGUUUGUUGAUUGUAAGUAUUUAAAUAAUCAUUCCUGAAUCCUGAUGAUGAUUAAAACAUAAAUGAAACUUUGAAGCACAAUAAUUUUGUCUCCAUUCAGAGUUAAUGAUAUUCAGUAAAAAGUUUUUUACCACUUUAGCUUCCCACAGAAUUCAAAUGAGAUCGGGUUGAAAAACCUAUUAAAUAAUAUUAAAUAAUUAUGUAAAAAAAUGGUUUAAAAUUCAUUUGUCUUUAGAAUGACUUGAUUAACAGCACACAGAUACUCUGGUUGGUUGAUCUAACUUCGAAAGAUAAAGAGCAGGAAACUAUAUUUAUUCAAAAUUUAUCUACUAAGUUAAUUCAAGAAUCCAGAGUGUUUUUUGAUGAUAUAUAUGAUGACUUUAUUUCCAAACACGUUACCCUAAGAUUACGUCAUAAGUUGGAACUUACUGUUGAGGAAUCACGUGAUGCAGGUAAAGUGGAGUAAAAAAUUUUAACUUAACGUUUUAUUUUCGUGCAUGACAUCGUUAUAUACCUGCAUGGAUUACACGGUUUCAAAGAUACUGUGCACGAAUCUUUUUUCUCGAGACAAUAAAUCUUCGGUUGUUUUUAGCAGUGUUAGUACUACUGUACAUGCAUAUACUGGAAUCUAUGAAUGAACACAUUUAGCAUUACUAGUAGCAUUGACACGGUUUUUAAUAAUUAUUAUCCCCAUACGAAUCAUAUUUGGCAAUGCUUUAUUUUUUACUAUAUAUAAAAAUUAUACUUUGUAGUUCAGACUCUGUGCUCUAUAGUACACCACAAUGUCUACCAUUGUUUUAUUUCAUUUAGAUCUUUCUAUGAGUUUAUCAAAGAAAACAACUCAGUUCUGUAAUACAUUACACGAUGCGACAUUCUAUCUUCCCGAGUGUAGAUUAUUGAUUGGUGAUGGAGUGAAGAACAAUUCUGAUAAGACCUGUCAAGAAAUUCUUGAUGACGUCAUCGUAGACGAGGGAUUUGGACAAGAGAAACAUAAAAGUAACCGACGUUCAAAAAGCAAAGCAAAGGUGCGUAAUUAUUAACUUCAAUGACAAAUAUACGAAGGCGAUUUGAACUGAGAGUGAAUCUUACACUACAUGGACAAUGCUAGGAAGUGUUGGCAAGUGACGUUGAGGAGCUGUGACAUUUAACACUCCUCGGGCCUCAAUGGCUGUUUGAUUCACGGAUUGAGGUUAGGAAAAACUUUAUAAGUUAUAUCUAUGACUUUAAAAUGAUGUUUAACGAGAACAUAAGCCAUUCGUCUGUCGCCAUCUGUCCGUCCGUCCGUAUUCGUGUUUUAUCCUAACCCACACGGAUUGCUUAUUCUGUAUGUCAAAAAUAGUGUAGUCUUUGUUGAGGAAUAAAAAUGAUUCACAUUAGUUCAUAAGAUUUAGGUUCACCCAUUCAGGUGCAUUCUAUAUAUAGCAGCAGAAUUCACCAUUCCCAGUGGUGGAAAUCUUGGUGCCCCCCCCCCCCACCUUCUGGAAAAUUGACGAAGUGCAAAUGGGGGGGGGGGGGAGAUAUGUCGGAAAUUUGAAAGGUUUGUCGGAAAUUUAGGACGCUUUGCCCCCCCCCCCCACCGGAAAAAGUGAAUUUCCGCCACUGACCAUUCCUGCAGUUUCAUAAAAUAACCAUUCGUUGAAUUGAUAUAUGAUGUUGACAUGUACUUUCAGGAUGUGUUGAAUGUUCAACUAGUUCAACCUUUGUCAAAGAAUAGCACUCAUAAUCAUGCUCCUGUUAUGUUAUGUCAGAAACGUAAGUCCCUAUGAGUCAGUUUAUUUGACAGAUCCAGAUAUCACGACUUCAUUAUGACCAUUGUAACCUCUACAGAUCAGUUCACUGCUACAAAUAUCUGUUUCCGCUGAAAAAUACAGCGGGCACAUGCAAAUACCGUGAAAAAAUCUAUCCGUGAAAAAAUCUAACGAAAAAACGCAACAGAGUACAGUGAAUAAUAUUAGGAGUGCAUUACAGGUUCAUGAAACAGCUGUAUAAAUGUUAGGUUAUAUCGACGCUUCCUUCUCCCUUUUUUAUUGUUGCUUCCUUCUUAUACAUUCUCAUACUUCCUUAAAUACAAUGUUACUUCAAUCAACAAAGAUUAGUUAUAUCAAUAUAUAUAUAUGUAUAUAUAUAGCCUAUGAAGAUUUUUUAAUGAACUCUUAUUUUCUACAAAAUAUGGACGUUUUUUCAUUAUUCUGUUUAGAAGAGAGUGAUUACGUGAAAUUUCUUAUGGCAGUUGACGUUGUAGUUAUGCUUGCUAUGAACUGCACUAUAUCAAGACUAAAAAGUUUAUUUGUACGUGGUAUUAAAGACCAACUGCAGGGAAUCUUGUCGUGCUUUGAUACAUACUCCAAGGUAAGACUUCCGAGUGAUUGGGGAGGUAUGUGGGUGAGGGUGUGCUGAUCAUUUUUACUUGCAGCAGGGAGCUAAGCUGAAUUGCGAUGGACGCAGCUCAACCUGAUCGAGUCUAAAGCCCGGAUCAAAAUGGGGAUGAGAUUGCAUGAGAGUUGGUAGUCACGUGACCUUGGUUAACUGUUCUUAAUGCUUUCCCAACGUUGUCAUACUGUAUAUUCUGUUUAAGUUAAAACAUAGUUGGAACACUCAAAAGUAUCAAACUUUUAUUAAUGAUCGGGCAUGAAAGAUAUCACGUUUGCCACAAGCACCCACGUUCGUUCUUCAGUUAUCAAUAUCACUUUUUCUCUUUACCCAGGAUUCUUCAUUUUGCAUUCCUAAAGUGUUCCAUUUUAAAACACCGAAAACGCCAUAUUUAACGACAUGUAUAUAUCCUUGGAAACAGAGUGACGACGAGAUCUUUGAUGAAAAUAAUUUUGGUAACGUAUUCCUAUUCAUCUUCAGUUGACAAAACUUGUACACUUACUGUAGUAAUGGGCAUCUGCAUCAAUUGCUUUGAAAAGCAAUGGCGCAUACUAUUCUUAGAAUAAGACAAGCUUCAUCCUUAGAUUAAAAUUUAUAACAGAACGUUCUUCUUUAGAAAAUGAAAGAUCUUGUCUCUUAAAGAAGUUAAUUCUUCCUGCCCAAAGACCCACACUUCAUCCUAACAAUGUCUACAUAUUUCAGAAUGAUCGCCCGAAAGGUACAGAACUUUAACUAAAUGAUAUAUUUUAAACAUAUUUUGCAGUUUUGAAAUUUCUUAUUAAACAAUUCUUUAUUUUAAUUUGGUCUUGUGUAGUUUCGUCAUAUCUUGUAAAUCCUCAUGAAGGUCUAACAAAUCCUGGAGGUAGGAAUCACAUACUGUCUGUAGCAGUUGGGGCACCUUGGAUAAAAUUCACAGAUUACUAGAUUAGCGCAGUUUAGAUCAGAUGUGGAAACUCAUUUAUUGAUAAUUGUUAGUAUAAAAAAUAAUCAUAAAUUAUUGAAAUCCAAUGGCAUUCAAUUCUGAAAAAGUCCAUGAUUAAGGUGAUAAGUGAUGAAUGUGUUGUGGGAACAUACCAUACUUACAUACAUGUAUUCGUAAUGAGACCGUAACUAGACGCGACAAUUGGGGUUGCAUAUUCAUAUAAUUGUGUUCCACUUGGUAGCAUUUUGCUUUUCAAAAGAAAUCCGUCGCCCUCAAUUAUCGUGUCACAUUUACUGCCUGGUAAUGAGUGAAACUUCCAAUCGAUUUCCUUCCAAUUUCUAACUGAUAUCGUGAAUAACAUACUGACAUGCAUUUAUUAUAAAAAUGUUUUCAUGCGUAUUUAUUUUGAAAUUGUUGGAUUUACAUGUUGCUGUUAUUGGAUGGAUAUUAUUCCUAUCAUCACUAUAUGCAAGAUAACUUUGAUGAUAAUGAGUCGAGCAUAUAGCCUGCUCGCAGCCUGAAUUUGUUUGGUGGGGUAGAGGGUAUAGUGGAGACACUAAUAUUGAUCUCAUGUGCAACGUAUAUCAACUACAUGUAUCCAGCAGGGGUAUAGUGGGGCACUGUAUUGAUCUCAUGUGCAACGUAUAUCCAACUACAUGUAUCCAGCAGGGUAUAGUGGGGCACUGUAUUGAUCUCGUGUACGACAUAUAUCCAACUACAUAUAUCCAACUACAUGUAUCCAGCAGGGUAUAGUGGGGCACUAUUGAUCUCAUGUGCGACAUAUAUCCAACUACAUGUAUCCAGCAGGGUAUAGUGGGGCACUGUAUUGAUCUCAUGUGCAACGUAUAUCCAACUACAUGUAUCCAGCAGGGUAUAGUGGGGCACUGUAUUGAUCUCGUGUGCGACAUAUAUCCAACUACAUGUAUCCAGUAGGGUAUAGUGGGGCACUGUAUUGAUCUCAUGUGCGACGUAUAUCCAACUACAUGUAUCCAGCAGGGUAUAGUGGGGCACUGUAUUGAUCUCGUGUGCGACAUAUAUCCAACUACAUGUAUCCAGUAGGGUAUAGUGGGGCACUGUAUUGAUCUCAUGUGCGACGUAUAUCCAACUACAUGUAUCCAGCAGGGUAUAGUGGGGCACUGUAUUGAUCUCAUGUGCGACAUAUAUCCAACUACAUGUAUCCAGCAGGGUAUAGUGGGGCACUGUAUUGAUCUCGUGUGCGACAUAUAUCCAACUACAUGUUCAUGCAGGGGCUGGUUGUUCGGAUAGAGCUGUCCUGCGGAUAGUGAUGUUUUCAGCCUAAAAUUGCCUGUAAAAACACGAAUAUGUACAUCUCAAUCAAUAAAAAGAAACUUUAUAACUACCAAAGUUUAAUCUGCGUUAUACCAAGGAACGGACAAUCGGAAAAGCUUGAAAAAUUCACUCUCCCGGCGGAUAGCGUUAUCCAACCUUCGUACAUGCAGCCCCUGCAUUGAAACUUUUUACAAGUUUUUAAAAAGCUCAGGAACAUUUUAACGUUCAUGGGGCUUGGACCUGUAACCUCAUGCAGGCACCAGAUAGUGAUUCUUUCAAACUUUCUAAAAUUGAUCGUUGAAUAUUAUGUCUGGAGCUCUGGUAACAAAUUGAGAUAAAUUUAAGACCCUUCAACUAUUAUUCAAUCGAGUGAGAUGGCAACAAAAUCUUGAUAUUUACUCAUAACCUAACAUGGCAGUAUGGCCAGUACCCUAGUAUAUAUACAUGAACAUGUGGUUAGAGCUCGACAACUGGACACUGUAGACCGGAGGGCCGCAGGUUCGAUUCCUGCCAGGGACCUGUAGUUGCAUUUUUCGCAGCUGUUCCUGGUGAGAUCUAAUAAAUAUAUAUAAAUUUCCACUCGAUAAGAGGUUAUUUCGCUGGCCUAAGAGUGACAAAACGUAACAAAGCAACGGUUUUACUAACACUAACCCUAUUCCAAACACCAACUCUAACCUUAACCCUAAUCCUAACCCUACUCCAAGUUUGUUUCUAAACCAAUCUUGAAGAAAAAAGUUUUGACGAAAUGUCAUUCUGAGGUCAGCGAAAUAACUUCUACCGAUCGCGUGGUUAUCGCGAAUCAUUACACCUGUGUGAUGUGAAAUCAAUUGAUGCGUACGUGGUACUUUCUGAUUGGACAGUUUGAAUUUGAGGUAUAUAAUAUACUGUACGUGCUAAUUACAGUUUAUUUUGUAGAAAUGGGGCUGUGCAUAUCGUUCACUACAAACAAUCUUCUCGUGGUUUCGUUGCCAAGGUUACACAGAUAAAACAAUACCAGACCAUCGCUCUAUACAGGAAGCCCUAGUCGCUCUCGGAGAUAAACAAACAUCAUUUAUUGGCUCCAAGAAGUGGAUUGGAUCGUUUGAGGUUAAUCUUUGUUUAGAUUAUUUUCUUGAUGUGAGUUCCAAAAUAAUGGCCGUCAACAGUGGGGCUGAGUUGCAAAAUAGAGGCAGAGAGUUAAUACGUCAUUUUGAAACACAAGGAACGCCCGUCAUGAUUGGUAAGACACUGUUAACAAUUCUGUUGUUACCUUUUUUGUUUGCCACGAAAUUUUGCCGAAGAAAUUGAAAUACCGUUUGACCACUUUAGCAUCACAAAAGUGUUUAAAAGAUGUUGCAGGGUUUGUAGAUGGAAAUUUCGAGUGUGAAUUUUAUACAUUUAAGCCUAGUUUCCAUUUGGUCGUUAGUUGUCACUGGCACGACAAGCGGUAGAUGUGAAAUAGUCUAAUAUUAAUAUUACAUCAGCCACUUGUCGUGCCAGCGACAACUAACGACCAAAUGGAAACUAGGCUUUAUUAAACCUAACCAGGUGCAGUUGCAAAAAAUGCAACUAUUGGACCUCUGGCAGGAAUCGAUAAUACAAUACAAUACAUUUAUUUAAUACCACAAAUACAGUACAGUGAAUUUGAAACAUUUGUUAAGUAAACCUAAUUAAUGGUACAGGUUAUCUGAAAUAACUUACGUUAAUCGAGUCAGACAACCUCAUAAUUAUAUCAAACAUCGUGUGGUCGACAUCAAAUAGUUUAAAAUCUUGGAUCGCGACCGCUGACCUCGUGCGAUUCCGGUGCAGCGUCCUAAAGCCGUUUUCCAUUUUGGGCGGGAUUUUGCGCGCGGAGCGGAAUGCUUCUUUGUCUUGUCAUUUCUCGGGUGGAACUAAUAUGAAAAAAAAACAAAGAAAAAUUCCACUCCUCGCGCAAAAUUCCGCCUAAUUGAAAACCGGCUCAACCAAAUGAGCCACAGAGUCCACUUGUCGAGCUCUAACUGCAAGUUUAUGUAAGGUUAGAACUGGACAAGUGGACUCUGUACUGGACAAGAACUGGACAAGUGGACUCUGUACUGGACAAGAACUGGACAAGUGGACUCUGUGCUGGACAAGAACUGGAAAAGUGGACUCUGUACUGGACAAGAACUGGACAAGUGGACUCUGUACUGGACAAGAACUGGACAAGUGGACUCUGUACUGGACAAGAACUGGACAAGUGGACUCUGUGCUGGACAAGAACUGGAAAAGUGGACUCUGUACUGGACAAGAACUGGACAAGUGGACUCUGUACUGGACAAGAACUGGACAAGUGGACUCUGUACUGGACAAGAACUGGACAAGUGGACUCUGUGCUGGACAAGAACUGGACAAGUGGACUCUGUACUGUAUCUUAGUUGGUGAGAGUGCUACAUCGGAAUUACACGGCCGCACGUUCAAUUUCUGCCAGAGAGCCUAUAGUUGCAUGCUGGUUACGUCUAAUAAAUGGAAAUUUCCAUCUACAAAAUCCUCCAGCAAUUAGUUGUAUCGAGUGAGAUGCCCGCAAAUCCUGAUGUUUCAAAGAUAGUACUAGAUCAACUAAAACAUUUUGCUGUGUUUUUUUAAGGUGGAGGUGUUUUAGCUCACACAAUACUUGGUGUUAGUUUUAAUGACAGAACAGGCGAAAUAAAGUGAGUUUGUUAUGCCAGGUUAUUAUAAUUAAUUUUACAGUAGAAAUAACUGGUCGUCAUAUUCAAAUAACCCCAACUUUGCAAGCUCAGAAGCCCUGGGGACGAGGUUGAAAUAACCCCCAACCUUUGUAUAGGCUUUCUUUCACAGAGCUGUUGUUACACAGCACGCACAAUUCGGGACAUCCUAGAAAUCAAAUGUUGUUCAUAUUCAUUAUUAAAUAUUACCAACAACAAACUAACAAUCUCUUAUUUCAGAUUUUUAAUACUUGAUCCACAUUAUACUGGUGGUGAAGAUAUUAAGAUUAUAUUAGAUAAGGUGAGUACAGCUCGAAUAUAUCAAGUGGUUAAACACAACGACACGUAGGAUUAAAUUAUUUAAAAAAAACGACGGGUCGACUAGCCUGGGUAUAACAAUCACAAAGACUAUAGCCUGCUCACAAAGCUACGACUUGUGUAUUGGUCCUUCAUUGAAAUCGGAUGCAUCCAUAAUUAUAGUAAAAAAAGUUCAAUGUUUCAAUAUAUGCAGUACUGUAUUAUAUUGUACUUCGUAUUGUACUGUGCUGUGCCAUGUUGUGAUGUAAAAUUUGCUGUGCUUUGGUGUAUAGUCUGUGUUCUAAGGUUGUCAGGUGCUUGGCAUGUGUGCUGUGUUAUAUUGUACUUCGUAUUGUACUGUGCUGUGCUAUGUUUUGCUGUGAUGUAAAAGUCGCUGUUCUCUGGUGUAUAGUCUGUGUUCUAAGGUGCUUGGCAUGUGUGCUGUCCUGUGGUGUUAUAUUGUACUUCGUAUUGUACUGUGCUGUGCUAUGUUUUGCUGUGAUGUAUCCAGUUGCUGUGUUCUGGUGGAUAGUGUUGUAAGGUGUUUGGCAUGUGUGCUGUCCUCUGCUGUGUUAUUUUGCACUGUUUUAAUUGUGCAAUGUAAUGUUGUACUGUUUUAACUGUGCUAUGCCUGUGUCGUAUUUUAUAAUAUUAUAUACAAAUCUUGCAGAAAUGUUUUCUCGUAGAUAAAUUUCUUAUAUUAAGUGCUUGCAUCUAAUUAAAAUAAACUGUCGAGCAUUGUGAUUGGCUGAAAAUGCGAGCUUGGAGUUGACUCUUACGAUGAGUGGAAAAAAGACUUAAUGUUGUAUACUUACUCACAAUAGGGUUGGUGUGCUUGGAAGAAUCAUAUGUUCUGGAAUCAGCAAGCUCACUAUAAUCUCUGCAUGCCUCAAAGACCUGUAAAAGUAUAG